Molecule: messenger RNA, 2988 nt
Organism: Verticillium dahliae VdLs.17
Lineage: Eukaryota; Fungi; Ascomycota; Sordariomycetes; Glomerellales; Plectosphaerellaceae
Exons: 4
Coding region: 1-2706 (901 amino acids)
Biological process (GO): protein import into nucleus; regulation of DNA-templated transcription; mRNA export from nucleus
Cellular component (GO): nuclear pore; nuclear pore outer ring
Molecular function (GO): structural constituent of nuclear pore
Source: RefSeq, a predicted model, not a curated record
AUGGCUGAGGGUGAUUUUACCCUUGAGGUAGGCUUUGAGGCAGAGCACUUCGCGAAUGCCGUAGAUGAUUGUCUCGGUGGUCCGGGGUCAAAUCAGCAGAAGCAAGAGCGGGUGCUGGAGCUUGUUCAAAGGUUCUACAACCAUGCAUCAGAACGUCUUGACCAACUACGGCAUCGUGGGUCCGGAAACCUCACUGAUAACGAGAUGGAUGUGGAUGAUGCAGAAGACGAGACAGAUCCCGCAGCAACCAUCUCGCAAAUUCGCAAGUGGGAAUCAGAGCUUCAGACUUGGGAUCUGCUACAACGACUUGUUACGCUCAGAUACCCUCAGACCAAGUCGGCGGCAGUCACUGGAGGCCUUGAUGCGGAAAUCCAUUCUCGAAAGGAUGAUCUGUGGGGCUCAUUCGUUGCGCAGACCGACCGAACAGCAGAGAGGAAAACGGUUCUUGAGUGGCUGCAACACACGGCGACAACAGGUCCUGCAAUCGACGAACUGAUUCGCGACUUGCAGCAAAACGCUGAGCGCGGCCAAAUCAUUGCUCACGGAUGCAUCCAUUCGCGAACAGCUCUCAAGCUGCACAAAGAUCUUCUCGGAGCCUCGCGCCCUUUGGAUCCCCUUGCCGCUAACGUCGCUCAAUCGUUGAUGACAUCUGACAAGGCUCCACUCGUAUCACAGCUCGACCCAGAUGCUGUGACUCGCCAGUCACGUAAGCUCGAACCACAGGAUGAGUUCUUUGAGCGAGCCAUUUGGGUCGGUUGUUACCAGCUGCUUCGACGCGGCUGCACCUUGGCCAAGAUUCAAGAAUGGUGUGCCGAACGUACAGAGACCUGGCGUGCUGUAUCCUUGUCAGCUCUUCCUUCAGCAGGCACAGGUGAUGCCGUUAUUCACAAGGAAGAUGCCCAUUCUAUCGCUCUUUGGAGACGCAUGUGCUUUGCUUCGGCAAGGCAUGCAGGCACUGACGAGAUCGAAUCCGCGGUCUAUGGUGUUUUGGCCGGCGACAUUCAGAGCGUAGAGAAAGUCUGCAAGUCGUGGGACGACUUCAUGUUCAUGCACUACAAUGCACUUCUACGCAGUCAGUUUGACAGUUAUGUCCUUGAGCAAUGUCAACCGGAAAUGUCUGCCAACAUCGACCAACAAUUCGCCGUUUUCGAUGCUGUCCAGUAUCAUGGUGAAGAAUCUACAACCGAGAAGCGACUUAUCAAAUCACUAAAAGUCCACAAGCUUACGCGCGACGAAGCUUUGAUGCCACUCAAGGUGCUACAGGCGGCUCUAAUCACGAAAGAAACUAGCCAACACUUUCUUCAACAAGGCGUGGUAUUGGCGAGGGAACGGGGGGAGGUUGAUACUGAGCCUACCAAUACUGAGGCUGAUACACAUGGGUUCGUGAAUGGGCGCGAUUAUGAUACCCUCCGUGUGGCCGUUCACGUUCUUAUUGUACUUUCCACCCUCGACGACCUUGACGUUUCAACCUCACUAUCACCAACACUCGAGCGCGAACCGCAGGCACGUGCUAUACAAGAAACUAUCAUCAGCUCCUAUGUGACUUUGCUUCGACUCGCACAAUACGAGGAGCUGAUUCCCUUGUAUUGUUCAAAACUGUCGAUGCCCCGGGCUUUCGAGGUCCUCAGCAUCAAUCUCCGACAUCUUACAGACCGCGAUACGCGGCUAAAUCAGCUUGAGCUUAUUCAAAAGUCAGGUCUUGACGUACUUCGAUUCGUCAAGAUGCAACCACGGCUCAUACUGAGCCAGCUAGGCAACGUUGAACAAGAAGCUGGCAGCAGGAGAGAGCCAUUUCGAAUCAUCGAAGCUGGCCCUGGCUCUCUUAAAUACGGCCGCCUCAUCAAGAUAGAUUUCUUUGGCGAAGACCCCGAUGCGAUCUCGGAAGAAGAAGAGUUGUUGAUCCGUUCAUUGGAAUGGCUUCUUCUUGUUGAUGAGGCUUGGCCUGAUGUCUUUUUCGUUGGCGUUAAGGUUUACAAGUACUUCUUAGGCACUAUGCGCCUGAAUGCUGCCCGACAACUAGCAAAUAGGGUCACUAUGAGUCAAGUUUUGCAACAGAGGAUCAGUCUUGGCGGACAGGAAGAGGCGGACAUUGCACAUGUUCCGGAGAUCGAUGACGCCUUCUGGGCCGACCAGCUCGAAGCAAUCGGUGAUAGGCAAACUUCAUCAAGGCUGCUAGCCACCCAGGCUAGGAUUUUCCGCGAUCUUGAAUGCCUGGUCAAGGCUCUCGAUACCAUGGAAACAAUCGCUUCGUUGACAGAGUUGUCGCGAGAGGAUCCUUCUGCCAAGCGUGAUUUCUGGAAUCAGGUCGGCAAUGAAGUCAAGAAUGCCAAGGAAUACGUAGAGCCAAUGUUCAAGGGCUGGCUCUUGCUUGACGAAGACGAUGCGCAAUGCCUGCAGGCGCUCCGUGACACCUAUCUUCCCGAGACUAUACUGGCGUAUAUCAGUACGCUCCAUUUUGCAGGAACGUGUGUUUCGAGGGAUAAUUUGCUCGAAUGCAUGGAUCUCGCAGCAGUUAUGGCUCAGAAAGACUCAGAUAUCACCGCCUGUUUUGUGAAGGGGAACAGGAUGAAAGAGCUGGUAGAGGCAUUUGCUGCGUGCAGCAAAGCCCUGGCCAUCGUCUCUGGGGAAAAGAAGGCGGCAGCCUCGAGCAGUAAAAAGAUGCGAGAGAUGGGAUGGUCGAGGGACCUUUGGUCAGUUAGGUCAUGAGUUGUACUGAUGAUUCGUGCGCCUGGUCACUGGUACAAUUUUCGGUUUAUGCUGAUGGGUCGGUCGAGGUAUACACGAGAAGAGCGGCUUGAGCUGGACAGGUGCCCACAACAAUGCUUUCGUGGAUGGACGCAAGGUCACUAGACGGGGUGGCCUGGCAACAUUGGCAAGCGGAUUUGAUCGCUGGACACCAAUGUACGAGAUCGCGAGAAAGGUGGUCAAGGUGAGAUAGAGCUAAGCGUGAUACGGAUGCCUGACGCCAAAAUCUAAUGCUCAUGCCAC